UUCCAAGGAAUGUGCCAGCAUACAUUUAUUGUGUAGUUGCGAGCUGUUAGCAACAUUCAACGUGAAAUGUCUUAUAAGAUGUUGUUUAUGAUGUUUGUUGUGCUCAACGUUAUAUUUGUUGCUAGCGAAGACCUUUAUGAUACCAACACUAAAGAGAGCUACAUAACCAUUUUAACUGAAGAAUAUCUAAAUAUGUUCAAAAACCUCCCAACCAUCUUUGAAUAUUUAUCAGCGCUUAUGGGAAAUGACCAUAAAGACACAAUAAAAGAUGAUGUUGCAGAAACAAAUGAUCGGAAAAAGCGAGAUAUAACGGAUGAUGAUGAGAAUAACAUAGAUGAUGAGGACGAACUGCAUCACGAACUGUUUAAUAAUGAUGAUAUUCUUUCAUAUGACUCGGCAUUUGUACAAAGAGUGGCACUCACGCCUGAAGAAAUAGUGGAACAAAUUCACAAAGUUGAGCACGAGUUAGAUGAGUAUAAUAUGCAUUGUGAAGCAGAUUAAUAAAGAAAUAUUAAUAAUAAGAAAGAAGAAAGGAAACAUUUAUUUAUCAGGGCCAACACAAAAUACUAGUGAAAGAAAUUAUACAGAUAAAAAGCAGCAUGUAUCUAUUUGCUGUUUUUUUCUGUAUAAUUUAUUUUACUUUUAUUUAUUACCCAACAUAUAUAUAAAAUUACACAAACGAAGAAGACCAGCAUCAGAUAUAAGGAGUGUGUCAUAACGACUCAGACAAAAGGGAGACAAGUCAGCCUAUGCUGCAAUGUUAAGAACAUUGACAGCGUUGUUUUUCAGUGUCCCCUUAAUAAACUCUAAUAAAUAAUAACAAUAUCACAAUAACAAUUGUGACAAAUAUCAAGUUCUUAAUAUUUAUUAAAAAGCAUUCCCAAACGGAGCUAGCUGGUUGGAUAAAGUGAGGAAUUGGAUUGUAGAACGAAAAGGUAUGUUUGAUUGUAUA
Zerene cesonia (dogface butterfly) is the source of this 952-nucleotide messenger RNA. RefSeq lists its product as uncharacterized. The coding region runs from base 67 to 501 and encodes 144 amino acids. The transcript has 2 exons. The record is from RefSeq and is a predicted model, not a curated record. NCBI's taxonomy places the organism in Eukaryota, Metazoa, Arthropoda, Insecta, Lepidoptera, Pieridae.